UUGUUUUGGAGUAGUAUUGAAAAACAACAUGGCGGCGUCCUUUAGAAGUCUUGCCUUACGGGGACUUUCUAAUAAUAUGACGUUCAGCAAAUUUACAGUAGCCAGAACUUAUGCCAAGAAAGUUGUUGGCAAAGUUGGAGCCCCAGGAGCACAGAAAGCUCGCCUUGAAGUGGAAAAUGACCCAGAGAAACUUCUAAACUACUGCUGCGGGGCCAACAUUUAUGCAGAGGGAACAGACCCUGAAAUAAAACCAAAUUCAGAGUACCCAGAUUGGCUGUGGAAUUUGCGGACGGAGCCAGGUGGUGUUGAUCUCAGUGAACUAGACAAUAAUUCCAAAUAUUACUGGAGGCGACUACAGAGGUUGACUGCAGUCAGGAACAGGAGGAUUGGGAAAAGACUACAAAAACUCAAUGACAUACAGUUUCCAGAGAGCAAGUGAUAUUCAACUUGUGAUGCUAUCUAGUAGUUAAUGUGGUUUUUACAUAAUUAAGAUGUUUGUAGAACUGUCGCAGAAAAAAAAUAUACACUGUAUUGCAUUGUUAUUGUGGAUCAAAUGUGUCCUCCCAUCUAAUUCAUGUCGCAUUUCAUUAAAUGCUGUGAUCACUA
Aplysia californica (California sea hare) is the source of this 606-nucleotide messenger RNA. RefSeq names its product 39S ribosomal protein L54, mitochondrial. Gene Ontology annotation, cellular component: mitochondrial large ribosomal subunit. The transcript is spliced from 2 exons. Gene Ontology annotation, molecular function: structural constituent of ribosome. The record is from RefSeq and is a predicted model, not a curated record. The coding region runs from base 29 to 439 and encodes 136 amino acids. NCBI's taxonomy places the organism in Eukaryota, Metazoa, Mollusca, Gastropoda, Aplysiida, Aplysiidae.